Messenger RNA from Polistes dominula (European paper wasp), 1184 nucleotides. Its product is annotated as SREBP regulating gene protein. Gene Ontology annotation, biological process: positive regulation of SREBP signaling pathway. The record is from RefSeq and is a predicted model, not a curated record. NCBI's taxonomy places the organism in Eukaryota, Metazoa, Arthropoda, Insecta, Hymenoptera, Vespidae.
AAGUGUUGAUAUAGAAAAGUGCAAUAAGAAACAUAACCUUAAUUUGAAAUUAGAUGAAAUUUGAGAAAGAUACAAGUUUAUGUUGUUCAUUAUGCUUGAAUAUAAUUUAUGCGAAUAAUAAAUGUUGAAAAUAACUACUUUCCAAAAUAUUUGGAUAUACGAUGAAUAUAAUAAAUCAUUGUGGUAUACCCGAUUGAUAAAAAUGCAUCAAAAUUUAGAAUUUCGUGUUUAGUUAGGAAAUCUAUAAUCAUGCCAGGAUACACGGGUUUAAUUCGAAUAAUUCGUCGACGUUUAGUUCUUGGAUUGAUAUUUUCAUUGUCAUUAACUUAUUGUGCAUUUUCUUUAUUUCGCAAUGAAAGAAGAACAAUGGCAUUGGAUAAUGAUCUCGAGGAUAUGAUAAUAAAUGAUAAUAACGAUGAUAUCAUUUCUGAGGAUGAACUUUCGUUUCAACGAAUUAAAGCAUCUGGUAAACCUCAAUCUUGGGAUAUGGAUGUUCCAAAUGAAACACCAAACGAGGGUCAGAAUGAGGUUCAAAAUGAUGGUAAUGAAAAUGCACUAGGUAUAGAUCCACUUGUUAAUUUCAAUGAUAGCGAUUCGUCCAAUGAACCUUGUCGCAAUUCUAUACAGGGCAAAGUAUUGAUAGUAGAUGAACAAGGUAUUGUAUGCGCUAGGCAUGAACUUUUACCUAACGGAUGCUGUAGCACAGAACAAAAACAAGGAUUGAAAAAGGAAGAUGGUAGCGUGAUUACAAGUCGUAAAGAAAGAUACAGUUGUAAAACGUGUAAUGCUCAAGGAUGUUGUGCUAUUUAUGAAUAUUGCGUAUCUUGUUGUUUACAUCCUGCCAAGCAGAUAAAAGGAAAGAAGAGUACGAUAGAAAGUGGUAAAAAUAAUCCUAAAAUAAAGGAAGAGGAAACGGUAAAGUCACUUUUACGUAAUAUGGAUAGAUUUCAAAUAUGUUUAGCAGCAUGUCGUACUUCCAGUGCUAGCGUACGUCACGAAAAUACUUAUAAAGAUCCACAUUCGAAACAUUGUUAUACAGUACAACCGCCAUAUAAUUAUCAACGACAUCGACGUGAUAUCAAAUCAAUUAAUAAUAAUCGCGACAACGAUGCUGUUGUCGUUACAUCUUCUUCUGUCGUGCAAUUAAUUAUCCUUGAAACGAUUUAAUUCCCUUUUCCUAUAUC